Messenger RNA from Drosophila rhopaloa, 453 nucleotides. RefSeq lists its product as uncharacterized. Lineage: Eukaryota; Metazoa; Arthropoda; Insecta; Diptera; Drosophilidae. The record is from RefSeq and is a predicted model, not a curated record. The coding region runs from base 1 to 453 and encodes 150 amino acids. The transcript has a single exon.
AUGUCAACGCGUCGUCAUUUCGGGAUCGUAUUGCUACUAUGUAGUAUGAGUUUGAGCUCUAACUACAGGCUUUUAGAAAGCCAACAUGACCAUAAUUCAUGUCCAGCGCGGAAUAAGGAUACUAUUUUCGAGGAGCCACAUUUGAGUGAUCAGCAUAGGAACUUUUAUAACGUCCACGAAAUACCAAGAAGACCACUCCCCAACCCAAUUAAAAAUGAAAUUAAAUCUGAAAACUGGCUAUUGCGGAUUAUCAAUAUAAAAAAUGUUGAGCAAAAGCCAAGUCAGGAACCAGAAAAUCAACGAAUGGAAGGAUUUUUCAAGCGGUUUCUUAAUAUCCUAAGCUCAUAUAAUCAUAAAAGUGAACCGAAACUCCUUUUCAUAUUAAAAAAAAACCGUAAUCCAACAGAAACGCACGUAGUGAAAAAUGAACCUGAGCAAUAUAAUAUUAUGUGA